Musca domestica (house fly) is the source of this 2063-nucleotide messenger RNA. RefSeq lists its product as uncharacterized. The transcript is spliced from 2 exons. The record is from RefSeq and is a predicted model, not a curated record. Lineage: Eukaryota; Metazoa; Arthropoda; Insecta; Diptera; Muscidae. The coding region runs from base 156 to 1862 and encodes 568 amino acids.
UUUUUCUGAACCAUUUCAUCGGAACGUAGUGAGGGUUUGUUUACUUUCAUUUCUUAGCUGGAAGUGGUACAAAGUCUUUCCAGGAUUAAAGGAUUGAUAAAGAAUAAAUAUUACAAGAUGAUACAUACAAUUUGAAACAGACAUAAAACUUCUACAUGAUCAAAAAUAAAAUGGAAUCCAAGCUGAAUUUGAAUACCAUUAUUAAUAACAUAUUAUGCAAAUACAACACGUUGUUAGACUGUCCAGUAAAAUUUUGUGGCGAUUAUGGUGGGCAGAAGAUACAACAAUUUAUCGAAUAUAUAGAGUCAUAUAAAAAAAUAAAAUCUAUAUCGGACGAACAAGCUCUAGGUGAAUUGGGUUAUUUGUUAACUGAGCAUGCCCACUCGUGGUGGCAACGAAGAAAAAGCCAUUUUACUACAUGGUCUGAGGCUCUGACUGCUUUGCACAAUCAAUAUGGUCGCCAAAGGCCGGCAUUUUUAGUUUAUAAAGAUAUAUUUGAGCAUAAAUAUGAAGAUUACGCCAUGGAAACAGAAUUCAUAGAUGAUAAGUAUGAAUUAUUAACUGAAUUAUCUGAUCCAAAGCAAAGUGAAAAGAAUAAAUUUGAUAUGAUUUUCGCAUUGUUACCCAAAGAAGUUCAAACAAAACUAGAAUAUGGAAGUAUUACAAGUGUAAACGAAUUAAGGCAAGAAAUAUUAAAGUUAAAAUUAAAAGAUAGUAAUGAAACAAAUGUUACAACAGCAAAUUCAAGCGAAAAUAGUAACCUUGUCAAUGGUGUGCAUGAUAUUGAGCCUAAAGAAGAAAACAUUAGCUGUGUGUCGCAGACUGACACAGUACAAAAAGAUAUCGAUCCAAAUGAAUGUGGCGAAGUAGUGCCAGCAACAACUUGUAUAGUCAACGAUAAGGAUCCCGUGAUUAAGGUCAGGCGUACGGAAGAUCUGAUGCCACCACUUGUUAAAAAAGAAAGUAAUAACGAGGACGAUACUACUAUGGCUGGACCACAAGAAGAAUUUAUAGCAAUUAAUCAAACAUCAACAACACAUGAUAAUGUUAAUUUUCAAAUAGACAUCGAUAUUAUGGACCAGAUCAAUACAAUCAUAGACGAAUCAGAAAUGAACUGUGAAAGUAACCAUAGUGGACAUAAUUCCCCAAUUAUGUCUGUACAGGAGAGUUCAAGUCCAACCGUUGGUUUUUUACUCAACGGAGAAACCACUAUUCACGCAGAAGUUUCAAAGAAACCCCAUCCGGCUGUCUCCGCUUCGGGUCGGCCAACUAUACGUAAAAUGAAACUACGUUGUACUUAUUGUCGCAAAUACAAUCACAUAGCGCAAGAUUGUAUAAAGAGAACUAGACACAUGCAACUAUUUCCGGAAAAAUUUCUACCAACUUCCAAAAUAUCUGGGGAUGAAAUUAAGGGCAACAAGGAGAUAAGUUCUAAAAGUAACAAUGACGUGAAUGUUCUGCCCUUAUCCAACGAAACUACGUCUACAUCAAAUGCAUUCACCAACGUGCCUACCUCAUUAACGUAUACUGUGACUAGUACAGCCACUAUGGUAUCUCCCACAAUUACCACUACUGUUGCUGCAACAUCUAUUCCCACCGUCACACAAAAUAAUGUAUCAAUGUCUCAAGCUACAUCUCACAUCACCAUAAUGACCUCGAACCCGCCAACUCCCACAGCAUCAUUAACCACCAAGCUGAUAGCACCAAUAAAUGGUCCGUGCCCAAGUAAACUAUUAGCUGCCAAACUUCGAAAUAGCAAUACACCCUCAUCCCGAUGCCAUCAGUGUGGGACGGCUGGUUUUUACAAAAGUAUUUGCCCCAAUUGCAGUCCUAUAUAUAAUUGCAAUCAACAGUAUAAAUAAUGCCUUAUCCACUAGUAGUUAUUGAAAAAAUUGGCAGGGCCUUAUACAAAUGUAUUUUUAAAAUUUACAAAUCUGUAAUCAAGAUUUAUUAUGUCGAAGAUAAAGAGUGAAUAUAAAUUUUUAAAUGUUAUUUAAUUGUUGUGUAUUUUUCGUAUGCGAUCUGUUAAAUUAGAAAUAAAAAAUUGUAUACAUUUUGUAAAA